Carlito syrichta (Philippine tarsier) is the source of this 936-nucleotide messenger RNA. RefSeq names its product olfactory receptor 6C2-like. Gene Ontology annotation, biological process: G protein-coupled receptor signaling pathway. The coding region runs from base 1 to 936 and encodes 311 amino acids. Gene Ontology annotation, molecular function: G protein-coupled receptor activity; olfactory receptor activity. The transcript has a single exon. Lineage: Eukaryota; Metazoa; Chordata; Mammalia; Primates; Tarsiidae. The record is from RefSeq and is a predicted model, not a curated record. Gene Ontology annotation, cellular component: membrane.
AUGAAAAACCACACAAUAAAAACCUUCAUCCUAUUAGGACUGACAGAAGACCCUCAAUUUCAGAUUCCAAUUUUUGUGUUUCUGUUUCUCACGUACAUGCUGAGUAUAACUGGAAAUCUGACCAUCAUAUCUCUCACUUUAUUGGACUCUCACCUUAAAACACCUAUGUACUUUUUCCUACAAAAUUUUGUCUUAUUGGAAAUUUCAUUUACAUCUGCUUGCAUUCCUAGAUACUUGUACAACAUAGCAUCAGGUGACAGGUCAAUUACUUAUAAUCUUUGUGUCAUUCAAGUGUUGUUUACUGAUGUCUUUGGAGUAACAGAAUUUUUUCUUCUGGCCGCCAUGUCCUACGACCGCUAUGUGGCCAUCUGCAAACCCUUGCAUUAUGUGACCAUCAUGAGUAACAGAGUCUGCAGGAUUCUAGUCAUCUGUUAUUGGAUGGCUGGUUUGUUCAUCAUAUUCCCACCACUUACCCUGUUCCUAAAUUUGAAAUUCUAUGACUCUAAUGUCAUUGAUUAUUUUUUCUGUGAUGCAUCUCCUAUCUUGAAGAUUUCGUGCUCAGACACCAGGCUCAUAGAGCAGUUGGUAAUUGUUUGUGCUGUGCUGACCUUCAUUCUAACCCUUGUGUGUGUUGUUCUGUCCAACAUAUACAUCAUCAAAACCAUUCUAAGAUUCCCCUCUGCACAGCAAAGGAAAAGGGCCUUUUCCACCUGUUCUUCUCACAUGAUUGUGUUUUCCAUCACCUACGGAAGCUGUAUCUUUGUCUAUAUCAAUCCUUCAGCAAAGGAAUCUGUGGCUAUUAAUAAGGGUGUGACCAUGCUAAUGACAUCCAUUGCUCCCAUGUUGAACCCUUUCAUUUACACUCUGAGAAACAAACAAGUGAGACAAGUAUUCAGCGACUCAUUUAAAAGAAUUGGUUUGGUCUCAAAUCAUUAA